Molecule: messenger RNA, 1061 nt
Organism: Oryza brachyantha (malo sina)
Lineage: Eukaryota; Viridiplantae; Streptophyta; Magnoliopsida; Poales; Poaceae
Product: putative glycine-rich cell wall structural protein 1
Exons: 1
Coding region: 1-861 (286 amino acids)
Source: RefSeq, a predicted model, not a curated record
AUGGCUAGAAGCAAGUUUGUAGCUCUUGGUUUCAUCGUGCUACUGAGCAUUGGACUGUCCAAUGCAGCAAGGGUAGCAAGAUAUGCUAGCGCCGGGGGUGGCGGGGGUGGAGGGGGAGGUGGUGGUGGGUCAGGUGGGUCUGGGUGGGGAUCUGGUUCUGGCUCAGGGUAUGGCCAAGCAAGUGGAUCCGGUGGAUCAGCAUAUGCUAGUGGUGGUGGUGGUGGAGGUGGUGGAGGCGGACAAAAUGGUGGAUCCGGAUAUGGUUCUGGAUCCGGUUCUGGGUAUGGCCAAGCAGGGGGAUAUGGGCCUUAUGGUGGAGCAUAUGCUCAAGGAGGUGGUGGAGGAGGAGGUGGCGGCAGUGGACAAAAUGGUGGGUCUGGGUAUGGUUCUGGUUCCGGGUCUGGCUAUGGUCAGGCUGGUGGAUAUGGUCCUUAUGGUGGUAACACAUAUGCUCAAGGAGGCGGCCAAGGUGGUGGCGGCGGCGGUGGACAGAAUGGUGGUUCCGGAUAUGGCUCUGGUUCUGGUUCUGGCUAUGGUCAAGCUGGGGGAUACGGUCCUUACAGUGGCUACAGUCCCUAUGGUCCUUAUGGUGGCAACGCAUAUGCUCAGGGUGGAGGCCAAGGUGGAGGUGGUGGCAGUGGACAGAAUGGUGGAUCUGGGCAGGGCUCAGGUUCGGGCUCCGGCUAUGGUCAAGCUGGUGGAUAUUGGCCUAACAAUGGUGGUUAUUGGCCCUAUAGUGGUGGAUAUGCCCAGGCAGGUGGUCAAGGUGGCGGUGGCGGUGGUGGUCAAAGCAAUCCUGGUGGUAGUGGUUCUGGGAGUGGCACAGGGAGUGGUUCAGGAUCUGCCGGUUGGCACCCAUAGAGCUUUCGUUAGAACAAAUACUGCCAAUAAAAUGCCAGCAAAAACACUGUUGAUGACCACAUAAAUGUUAUGUAUUUAUGUAAUAAAGGCUUUGUUAAGGCUAUAUGUAAUAAAAGUAGUUACUUGCAUUGCAUGCAAGUACUACCAAUGUAUGUGGGUGCCUAUAUAAUCAAGUAGCAGUUUGUUAUUUGUUUUCUUAU